AUGUCUUCCCCAUUAUGUUUUUGGAGUCUUCUCUCGCAGAGAGACUUGACGUUCGUCUAUAUUUCACCGUUUUUAAGCACGCAACUGGGGCCACAACAACUUUCAAUUUUGGGAACCUCGUUUUUCGACUAUAUUCAUCCGCUUGAAAAAGAAGUAGCUCGCCGUGAUUUUUUUGAUUUUGUAAAUAAGAAGACCGUCUAUGGAUCAGUUACAAGUAUACCGGCAAUUCAAUAUAAACUAUUACGCCAUCAGCAACAAAAGCAAUACUCCUCAAUAGUCAAAACAGAAUCGAGCUUAAUCUCACCGUCAUUACCAUCAACAUUUUUGAGUACCGGAAAAUACGCUUUUGUUCACAACAAUCCCGAUCAUCUGCAAGACGAUGCCACAUGGAAUGUAUCAUCAACGGCAACAUCGCAGCCUAUCAAGAAUAAUACCGAAAAAGAAUAUGUGAUAAUGAAUGUUGGGAUGAAUGUGGUCAGCAAAGACCUCGUCUUAGCAUGCUUUCAUUCGGAUGAAGUCGUUAAUGAUAAUGUUAAUUUUAAUGCCGCAGAAAUUCGAUCAUCAUCAUCCCCACAUAUAAGCAACACAUGCGGUGAAUCAAAUUUCACUCCAGAGGAACUUAAUAAGAUAACCAAACUUCUACAACAAUAUCACGCCCGUAUGGAAUUUAUUAACGCGCACAGUCCGCCAUCAACGCCAUCAAUUCCUCAUUCACUUUAUUACCCAUCGAUUGAUCGCGUAUUCCAAAUAUUUGAUACCCAAACGAAACGGUUGAUGUUCACAUGGCCAGAUCCAAAUGCAUCAUCGGUUAAUCGACAACAUUAUUAUACUUUUCCUGACUACAACAAGCAUGAUUUUUCCCGAUUAAUUCACAAUUUUGAUUUUACCUCAAAUCCGCUCCACGACACCGGAUCCCCCACGUGUAUUCGGUUAUAUGACAAGAAACAUGUGACUAAGUUAUCCUCGGGAGAAUCGCGUAUAAUUGAGAGUGUCAUGAUUCCACAUGGCAAAAUCACAUUCGCUUGCUUUCAACUGAUGCCUGCCACCUUAUCUUCAUCCACAAACAACAAUGCACCAUUAUCAAAUGAAAAUGUAAAGCCGAGACCUCAUUCGGCGCCAUGUUCACCAGCUACUGUUCCGUCGAAUUGCAGUAAUGUCGGGAAUAAAAGACUGCGUGAAUCGUUGUCACCGCCGACUCGUUAUGAUAAGUAUUUUAAUGUUCCUGAUUUCACUUUGGAUCCUGACAAUAGAUAUCCGAAAAGACGUGCAACUGGUCAUGAUCUGCCGUUGUUCAACAAAUGUUCACAAUCACCAGUUCUGGAACCGAAUCAUUUGUUACGUCCAAUUUCACCUUUGGAUCCUCAAUUUCCAGUAAAGGUGCAACAAGUGCAGAUACCAUCACUCGAAAACAAUAGCAGCAGCGCCAAUAACGUCAAUAAUCGGGUUCAAUCGAAUUCGCUAAGAUUACAAAUUCAGUCGCAACAACCAUCUCCUACUGCAACUUCCCCAACAACUCCCAUCAGGACUUUCACUAAUCCAGUUAGGGGGAGAAAUAAUCAACUAGUGAAUGUGAAUGGUACCGUUAAAAUUUGUGAGAGCUGUCAGACCAACUCAAGUCCAGAGUGGCGUCGUGGUCCAACAGGACAUAAAACGUUAUGCAAUGCUUGUGGUCUUCGGUAUUCGAGGACGAUUGCCCGAGAAAAUCGUAAACGUCAAGAACGGGAACAAAGAGAACGCGAGGAAAGAGCACGCGAAAAUCGUGAACGCGAAGAUUCUGAUAGAGGAAACGGAGCAUUGAUGAAUCAUUCCUUCACUCAGUUCAAUCCACCAACUUAUCCUGUCCAUCAAUUUCAACAACAAUCAAACUGCAGAUGA
Molecule: messenger RNA, 1875 nt
Organism: Ambispora leptoticha
Lineage: Eukaryota; Fungi; Glomeromycota; Glomeromycetes; Archaeosporales; Ambisporaceae
Source: the annotation of a GenBank genome assembly